Leptidea sinapis is the source of this 4140-nucleotide messenger RNA. RefSeq lists its product as uncharacterized. Lineage: Eukaryota; Metazoa; Arthropoda; Insecta; Lepidoptera; Pieridae. The record is from RefSeq and is a predicted model, not a curated record. The transcript has a single exon. The coding region runs from base 1 to 1785 and encodes 594 amino acids.
AUGUUAAACGAAACAUCGAGUGAAAUUAUGAUAUCUGCAAGUCCACAUGUGUUAUCUUAUUUAGGACAAGCUGCAGCCAAAUUAGCUUAUUACAACUUUGAAUGGCGGUAUGUGACUCUAGUUUUAUUUGGAACAUUGCAAUACGCCAUUAGUCCAGUUGACUUUUUAAAACAUUAUGAUAAAUCUGCAGUAGUAGCUACGGCGAAGUAUCGACCCACGGAAACGGUAUCUAUACCGCAGUGUGUAAUAUUUUGGGAAGAUAUUUCUGAAAUAUCUGAAUUGACUAAAUGGCUUGUUAGUACCGAGUUCAAUCGUGCGGGAAAAUAUAUUAUCGUUUGUUCAACUGUUGAUCUUGGUAAAUGUGAUGAAAUUUCUGUUUUUAAAACUAUGGCCAAACUAGUCGUACCUCAUGUAAUAUUUCUGAAAGCUGAUAAUAGAAGUGAGGAAAUUCGGAGCUACACUUACAAAAUCCUUCAACCUGAUACAUGCUUUAACGAUAAACCUGUCCAGAUUAAUAUAAGCCUCGAAUGUCCAAAUGAUGAUUGCUUCAAAGCACUGUUUUCAGAAAGAGUGAGUAACUUCUAUAAAUGUCCUAUUAAAGUGUCAAGCUUCGACCAACCGCCCUUUAUCAAGAUUUAUAAUGAUUCUAGACCGCCUGGCGGCACCGAUGGCGAACUAUUGUCGUUAGUAGCAAACCGAUUCAACGCAACCCUCGUUAUUAAAACUCCUGAUGAUGAAAAAGAUUGUGGACAUUACGAAAACAAUAACUGGACAGGCUCUUUCGGUGACCUCCACAAUGGAAAAGCUUUUGCGUCAAUCUGUUCUAUAAUACCUCUGACCAUUAGUAACUAUGGAAAUUUCCAGAUAUCGAUGGUAUAUAAUACAAUGGAUAUGGUUUGGGUGGCAAAACUACCUCAGCAACAAGAGCCAUGGGUAAAACUUCUGCAUCCCUUCAAGAUCUCCGUCAGAUUCUCGUUGAUUUUAGUAUUUUUAUUGAUUGCCUCAAUUCAUUCCUUGAAAAAAACUUACAUUUGGAAAAGGACCGCAAUGUUAUUAAACAUUUCACAGACUAAUUCAAGUAUUUUUUUUUACGCAUGGAUGAUUAUUAUGGGCAUGCCUGUUACGAAAAUCCCUUCGCGAACCCCGCUCCUAAUAUUACUGACCUCGUGGAUAUUAUUCUGUUAUGUGAUCCGAAGUUCUUAUCAAGCAGCACUUAUAGGUGCGAUAAAACAGACCAUUUAUGAAGAAGCACUUGAAGAUUUCAAGGUGGUGAAAUCAAAUAAAUAUGAAUACGGCGGCAUGGCUUAUUUAAAAGAAUAUUAUGCAGAUGAUCGAGAAGUACAAAGAAAUUGGAAGCUUUUAGAUUUUGCGAAAUCCAAAAGAAUUCUGGAGACUAUCUCAAAUGAGACCUCAGAGUUUGUUUUGGCCAUUAGCAAGGACGUGGUAAUAAAUCACUUAAUUAAAAAUAAUGGAAGAAAACAGCUCCAAAUUAUUCCGGAGAAGAUAGUUAACAGUCCUACAGUUAUUUAUAUGAGAAAACAUUCACCACUUGCUGGCCCACUUAAUUUCAAACUGAGUGCGCUCAUUGAGUCGGGUUUCACGCAACGCAUGCACGCACAAUUUUUACGAAACAAAAGGCUGUUUUUCGAUAUUUCUCAUUUCCGAGGACCGGAACCUUUAAACUUUGGACACUUCUUGGGUAGUUUUUUUAUAUUAAUUUUUGGGUGGAUAAUUUGUAUAAUUUUCUUUUGUAUUGAAAUUUAUUGCGGAAGCGUUUCUGAGUAGUUUUAAACUUUAAAGUAGUGUUUAUUGAUAUGUAAUUCUUUCGUGACCACUAAUAAAAAUACUGAAACACGGUGAAUAUUAUUUACAAAUGAACUCAACAAUAUAAAUUUUGAACUGACUUAUAUAUAAUAUGAUAUAUAAUAUGCAUAUCAUAAAAUGCGCCUCAGAGAAAGCCAUACCUAAGCAUAUAGUGUUCCGAAAUCUAGACUUGCUAUGCAAAGUCUCGGAACCCUAAGAAAACAUAAGAUUGUGCGUUUAAUGUCCCUUUGUCGUAUCCGAUUGACUUGAGACUUCUUUUACUGCCACAGCUUGUAUAAGCUACGUUCAGUUCCGUGGGCACUUGAAAGAGAACGCUAAAUUGGCCUAUAAAAAGCUUGGUGUACUCAGUAAGGUGAGACAGUGGGUUAGGUAGCCAGUUUAGGAUUCCACUACAACCCAUCGUCUGUAACUAUAUAAAGCACAAAUUCCACCACUCAUGAAGUACUGUACUCACCUUUGAGCAGACGCCCCCCGAUGGCAGCUUCUUCCAUUUAACUUUAUACAAAAAAGAGCGACUCGAAUUAUCGAAGCGAUUUGGUUCUUUGGCGUAACGUAGAGAUGUGGGUUCUCUCUGCGUCUUCUACCGCAAUAUUACGGGGAAUGCUCAGAGGAAUUGUUCGUGUUGAUAGCAGCAGCCAAACAUCACUAUCGGACAUUACGUAAAAUUACGAAAUUCCUAAUCGCAUUAUCUUGACGUUUGACAUUCUAUAACCGAGCGUUUUGCGAGCACAGCCACUGUGGAAUCAAUGACCGGCUCUGUUUUUCCAAACCAAUGCGACUUAGAAACCUUCAAGCUUAGAGUAUACCACCAUCCCAACUUAAAGGCCGGUAAAGUAUAUCUUGACCUCUGGUGUUAUGUGUCAUCAUUAUAUCAGUCGGUAGACGUCCACUGCUGUACGAAAGCCUCCCCAAAUAUCUCCAUAACGAUCAGUCCUACGCUGCCCUCAUACAAAGAUUUCCGGCUAUCUUAACCAGAUCAUUGGUCCAUCUUGUUGGGGGCCUGCCAACAUUGCGUCUUCCGGAACGUGGUCGCCUUUCGAGAACUUUACUGCCCCAACGGCUAUCUGUCCGCCGAAACUGUGCUCUGCCCACUGCCUUUCCUGUUUCGCAAUCAUUUGGCUGACUUUGCUUCUCCUACGUGCAUCUCCUCAUUUCUGAUUUCGAUAUCGCAAGGACUCCGAGCAUAGCCUUCUCUAUUGUCCUCUCAGUGACCAUGAGCUUUCUCCUCAGGCCCAUAGUGGCAGACCACGUCUGCGUACCGUAAGUCAUUACUGGCAACACACACUGGUUGCAAAGCUUAAUCUACAAACACUGUGGUAUUUGGGACGAGAAGAUUUAACAGGGCUUCCCGAACGCGAAAUCCGAGGAUGGACUCGACCACAGAACAGUUAAAAGAGAUUAGAAUGACCUUAUGGCGGGGCAGGUGCGCUGCAUAUAUGAGCGAUGGACCAUAUUUCAACGAAAUUAGCUUGACCGGCGGGCAAUCGCGCUCUUAUUGUGAUAACGUAUGAAACUCUGUGAAAAUAAUGAAUUUUGCCGUCUUGCACCAUGAUAACGCGUCGAAAGAGAACCCUGGUGUGUAGUGUAGCCCGAGCAGCAAGUUUAUUUUCAUCGGAAAGUCCAAAAACCUUCAAAUAGGUACAAGAGAUAUUUGUCAUUAUUAAAUAGAUCAAAGUUUGAAUCCAUGCGUAUCGAUAGGGUUGUAUCUAAUUGUAAACAAUGUCGAUAUUAAGUAUAUGUAUACAUUUGUACAUACACGGAAUAGAUAAAAAGGGAUGAAAGGGUAAUGUGGGCGUAAAAGCCGCGCCAUCACUAUGAUUAAACAAUCAUACUUAGUUAGUUUUUUGACUGCUUGUACUUCAUGUUUAGAGAGCGUCAGGAACGUAGCUACGAUGAAUAGUGUUAUAAUGUCGUGUUUUGCUAUUAAUAACCAGUAAUAAUAUAUAUGUACAUUAUUUUUCAGAAAUUAUAUGUAUGCACUAAUAAGAUUCUGAGUCAAAUCUGUACAUAUAUGUAUUUGGAAAAUGUUACUGUAAUCUACGAAUUCAGUGUGUCAAAAAGGUUUUUACACGUUAAAUUCAUCAGUUACACUUUAAGAUAACUAAAAUAUAUAACAACUAAUACUAUACAAUAUAUAGUUACAAAACAUUGACCUAGGUUACCUGUUAUGUAAAGUAUUCUUAUGUUAUUAACAAAUAUUAUAUAAUUUAUAAUACAUUGAUCUAAAUUAUCGACAAAAAAUAUCGAUAGCAUUUUUUCAUUUGUCAACCACUAUGGUCUGACAAAUAUAGUUUGAUACUUUUGACAAUUCACUAG